GUAUCAAUGAUAGUAGUUUGACAGCGAGCUAGCUAGCUUGUCUUCGCCACUACUGACUGACCUCCGCUCCUAAGAUGGCUGGUGUACGAGCCCUUGGUGUUCUUUCCAGAUUAUCACCAAGGAGAUAUGACCUACUGACAGGCGGUACUCUUAGGACCUUCUCAGUAGCUCCAGCAAUGCUCGCCCGCACCCAUGUGAACUAUGAAGUCAAGGGCGAUGUUGCUGUCAUACGCAUGAACGCCCCAAACUCCAAGGUGAACACACUCUCAAUCCAAAUGCAAAAGGAGAUGGCGGAGGUCAUGAAUGAAGUUUGGGCCAACAACGCUGUUCAAAGUGCUGUCCUCAUCUCCGCAAAGCCCGGAUGCUUCAUUGCAGGAGCUGAUAUUAAUAUGAUCCAAGCAUGCAAAACUCCAGAGGAGGUCACCACACUUUCUCAGGAAGGACAGAAGAUGUUCGAACUAAUUGAAAAAUCUCCUAAGCCCAUUGUCGCUGCCAUCAAUGGCUCCUGCUUAGGAGGAGGCUUAGAGUUUGCCAUCGCCUGCCAAUACAGAAUUGCAACAAAGAGCAAGAAAACUGUUCUUGGCACUCCAGAAGUGAUGCUUGGUCUUCUACCUGGAGCUGGUGGCACUCAGAGACUCCCCAAAAUGGUUGGCCUACCCAGUGCCUUUGACAUGAUGCUGACAGGAAGAAAUAUCCGAGCGGAUAAAGCCAAAAAGAUGGGGCUCGUCAACCAACUUGUAGACACCCUAGGACCCGGCCUGAAGAGUCCAGAGGAAAGAACAAUAGACUACCUUGAGGAAGUUGCCAUUGAAUAUGCCAGAGGGAUCGCCAAUAAGAAGAUCCCUCUCAAAAAAGAGAAAGGCACGAUGGAGAAAUUUCAAGACUACGUUAUGAGCUUUGAGUUUGUGCGGAAUCAGAUUUAUAAAACUGUCUACGGAAAAGUUAUGAAGCAGAGCAAGGGGCUUUAUCCAGCACCCCUGAAAAUCAUUGAAUGUGCGAAAACUGGAAUCGAACAAGGCCCCGUUGCUGGAUACUUAGCGGAGUCCCAGAACUUUGGUCAGUUGGCAAAAACCACCGAAUCGGCAGCCCUGAUUGGUCUCUACCACGGUCAAGUCGCGUGCAAGAAGAACCGCUUUGGAACUCCCGAAAGAGAAGUGAAGACUCUUGCCAUCCUGGGAGCAGGUCUGAUGGGAGCAGGCAUCGCCCAGGUGACUGUGGACAAAGGUGUGAACACAAUCCUCAAGGACACCACUCUGUCUGGACUGGCCAGGGGAGAACAGCAGGUUUACAAAGGGCUAAACGACAAGACCAAAAAGAAGAACAUCACGUCAUUUCAGAGGGACUCCAUCCUGUCGAACAUGAGCGGCACGUUGGAUUACAGCAGCUUUGAAAAGGCGGACAUGGUUAUUGAAGCUGUGUUUGAAGACAUCAACAUCAAGCAUGCCGUCCUGAAGGAGGUGGAGGCUGUGGUUCCCCCUCACUGCAUAUUUGCCAGCAACACGUCUGCUCUGCCUAUCAAGGAUAUUGCUGCUGCCAGCAAGAGACCAGAUAAGGUGAUUGGAAUGCACUACUUCUCUCCAGUGGACAAGAUGCAGCUCCUGGAGAUUAUAACCACUGAUCAGACGUCCAAGGACACCACGGCCUCCGCUGUGGCAGUCGGCCUGAAGCAGGGCAAAGUCAUCAUAGUUGUUGGGGAUGGACCCGGAUUCUACACAACAAGGUGUCUGGCUCCCAUGUUGGCAGAAGCAGUACGAGUACUUCAGGAAGGAGUCGACCCCAAGAAGUUAGAUUCACUCACCACCGGCUUCGGGUUCCCUGUGGGUGCAGCCACACUGGCUGAUGAAGUUGGUAUUGACGUAGCCGCCCAUGUGGCCGAGGACCUCGGCAAAGCUUUCGGCUCCCGCUUCGGUGGUGGAAAUGUGGAGGUUCUGAAGACCAUGGUGGACCUGGGAUUCAAGGGCCGCAAAUCAGGAAAGGGUUGCUUCGUCUACCAGCCAGGACUCAAGAUCAGAGAAGUAAACCCAGAAAUUGGAGAUAUCCUUGAGAAAUACAGGCUGACCCCAAAUCCUGCUGUUUCCUCAGACUCUGACGUGCAGUACAGGCUCGUCUCCCGAUUCGUCAACGAGGCCGUGCUGUGUUUGCAGGAGGGCAUUUUGAACAACCCUCUGGAAGGAGACAUCGGGGCUGUGUUUGGGCUGGGAUUCCCCCCCUGCCUUGGAGGGCCUUUCCGUUUCGUGGACACCUUUGGUGCCGACAAGCUGGUAGCGAAGAUGAGGCAAUACGAAGCUGUUUACGGGAAUCAGUUCACACCGUGCCAGCUCCUCAUCGAUCAUGCAAACGAUCCCAGCAAGAAAUUUCACAAGUGACCGACUCACCGUGUGUGCCAGUAGAUUUUAAUCGACCUCCAGUCUGACACAAGAAUGUGCCUAACAUUUCACCAGUGAGGAGGCUGAAAAAAUAAUCUCAGUUGCCAGUUUAUUAGGUAGCUAAAACUAAUGCAGUGUAAUACAGCAGUCCUAAGCCAAAACAAAAACUGAACACUAUAACUUUCAUCGUGAUAGUUUUUAUUACAGGACUGUUGUACUCGUUUUAGCUGGUGCAUUUGAUAAAGUGGCAACUGAGUGUGAAAUGUGAGCAAUAUUGGAUGUUUUUUUUGUAACAUUAUUGAUUUACUUAAUGAUGUAUAGAUUAGGGAGCAGCUUGUGAAAUGACUGGAGGCAAAAGAAAAUAUUUUCCAUCUGGCAAAUAAAUUCUUCAUUAUUGAUGAAUGCACUGUAAAA
This is a messenger RNA of Plectropomus leopardus (leopard coralgrouper), 2780 nucleotides long. It is a transcript of the gene hadhab, whose product is annotated as hydroxyacyl-CoA dehydrogenase trifunctional multienzyme complex subunit alpha b. Gene Ontology annotation, cellular component: mitochondrial fatty acid beta-oxidation multienzyme complex; mitochondrion. Gene Ontology annotation, molecular function: enoyl-CoA hydratase activity; long-chain (3S)-3-hydroxyacyl-CoA dehydrogenase (NAD+) activity; NAD+ binding. Gene Ontology annotation, biological process: fatty acid beta-oxidation. Lineage: Eukaryota; Metazoa; Chordata; Actinopteri; Perciformes; Serranidae. The record is from RefSeq and is a predicted model, not a curated record.